Dipodomys ordii (Ord's kangaroo rat) is the source of this 1364-nucleotide messenger RNA. RefSeq names its product akirin 2 (gene Akirin2). Bases 354 to 692 code for a protein of 112 amino acids. The record is from RefSeq and is a predicted model, not a curated record. Lineage: Eukaryota; Metazoa; Chordata; Mammalia; Rodentia; Heteromyidae. Gene Ontology annotation, molecular function: transcription coregulator activity. Gene Ontology annotation, cellular component: nucleus; chromatin. Gene Ontology annotation, biological process: positive regulation of transcription by RNA polymerase II; positive regulation of innate immune response. The transcript is spliced from 4 exons.
UGUUUGGUAGAUUUGUAUGUGAUGAAUAUAUAUUGUAACUAAGAAUCUGAGUAAAAUUUAUGUUUUGGUUCAGACUCCCUGGCCUUUGAGUAAAAGGCUUAAAUUUUUGCUAAUCUCUGCUCAACACUAGUCAUUGUUGGGUAAUUGAAUCCCAGAUGAUUGAGUUGCCCUCAUUUGUGCUGAAAAGAAUUCCUUAUAAACUGUCAGUUUUAGUAUGUUAUUUGAAGGAAUGAUUUUGGAUAUAUUGGUUCUUCUAAAUAACUGGUGAUGUGAAAGUUUUUACUUUGCUAAAUUUUAAACUUCUUUUUCUUUUAGAACAAAUUCUGUACAACAUAAAACAAGAGUAUAAACGUAUGCAGAAGAGAAGACAUUUAGAAACUAGUUUCCAGCAGACAGAUCCAGGUUGUAGUUCUGAUGCACAGCCAAAUGUAUUUCUCCUCAAUGGACCAGCUUCACCAGGGACUUCAUCUGCAGCAUCUUCACCAUUAAAAAAAGAACAGCCCUUAUUUACUCUACGGCAGGUUGGUAUGAUCUGUGAACGUUUGUUGAAAGAACGUGAAGAGAAAGUUCGAGAAGAGUAUGAAGAAAUACUGAACACAAAACUUGCAGAACAAUAUGAUGCAUUUGUGAAGUUUACGCACGAUCAGAUAAUGCGACGAUACGGGGAACAGCCUGCUAGUUAUGUGUCAUGAAUCACGCCACUGCAAUUGUGGGCUGCCUUGUUCCUUGUUGGUUGUUGCAGGAGGUCCUGAUUAUGACAUGCAGCAAUGGCAAUAUACCCCUGUGAAUACAGGUUUCUUCAAGCUUUCGUCAGUGGCAACCACUCUUAGGCAGCAGCAACUGGUUUUGGAAAUUUCCCUGAUGUCAGUACCACCUGGAUGUGGACCUUUGCUACCUGUAUUAAUACCAGUGGCCUCAUUUUGCUGUAUCAUUACAAUUGGCUUCUUAUAGUAAUGUGUUUGAAAAGGAUUAAAGCUGGUAUUCUAGAACAUGCCCUUCACUGGUUGUGUAAAUAAAACUGUAGAAUGGCACUUGAGAUGAAGUUAGUGUGAUUUUAAUUGUGCACUACAACCAAGCUGUAACCAGUUAUUAAUAAUUUAGAAUGUAAUCUGAAGACAAUAUAUUAAGCAAAUAGCCUACAGUGCUUCCUAUGAAAUUGUGAAGGAGGGCAUUUCUGUAUUCCAGGACUUUCUGGGGUUUCAAAAUGGGUUUAUAUGAUUUUUUUUGGUAGUUUUAUUUAUUCUAUCAGUCUUUUAAACAAAUGUUUAUUGCUGCAUCUCCUCCCCUUACCCCCAAGUGUAUCAUUGUUUUACUGCCCUUGUAGUACUGGAAUUUAGUUGGAAGAAUAAAACAUUUACUUCUGU